GUAGUACAAGCAGUGAUCGACUCUUGAAACUAAAGUAGCUAUGGACGCUGCCUCUGUGCCAACGAGCCGAUUGCUCCCGAUACGCACGCGGAGGUCGGCACCGGCCGAAUGGACGACGAUGGACGAUUCCGCGGCGGCUGUGGAGGAGCCCGUGACCCCAACUGCUAGACUCAUGGAGGCUGUAUACAUCGUCGUUACCAUCGGCCUUGGCUCUCCCGUAAACCUACCAGUCUUCAGCGCCGGCGUCGCCGCCGAACUUGCCCGUUUCCCACGCUUCCGCAGCAUCCAAGUGAUAGAUGGAGAUGAGUCAAAGGACGGCAACAACCCGCGGUGGGCGCGCACGGCGGUGAACGUAGAAGACCACAUGAUCGUCCCGACGCUAAAUCCCGCCGCUGUGAAGGCCGACCCAGACCGGGCCGUGGAGGAUUACGUGGCCUCAGUGUACACACUCCCCAUGGACUACUCCCGCCCUCUAUGGGAGUUCCACUUCCUCGACUUCCCGACCUCCGAGGCGUCCUCCACCGUGGUGUUACGCGUGCACCACUCCCUCGGCGACGGGAUGUCGCUCAUCACACUCCUCCUGGCGUCCGCGCGCAGCGCCGCCGACCCGACGCGCCUGCCGACCUUGCCAGAGCAGCCGGCGCGCACAGGCGCCAUCUACGCGCCGCGGCGCCGUGACCGGACAUCUGCUGGCGCCCUAGCGGCGUUCAUCAGGUGGAUCUGGCUGUAUCUGGUGCUCGCAUGGAACACCAUGGUGGACGUCAGCUUCUUCGCUGCGACGACUGUGUUCCUGAGGGACCCGUGCACACCCUUCAGACGCGCGGAAGGCGACGUCUCGUUCAACCCCCGUAGGCGCUUUGUGCACCGGAGCCUCAGCUUGGACGACGUCAAGUUCGUCAAGAAUGCCAUGAAUUGCACUGUCAAUGAUGUGCUCGUUGGGGCAACUUCCGCUGCUCUGUCACGCUAUUACUUUCGCAAGUCUGGUGGCAUUAACACCUACAGAACAUGGUUGCGGUCUGUCCUCGUUGUCAAUACAAGGCCAACCGCAAGCCUACAAACAUAUGCUAGUAUGAUAGAAUCCGGUAAGAGUAACGAUGUGGCAUGGGGAAAUCAACUAGGCUACAUCCUCCUACCAUUUCAUUUGGCGAUGCACGAUGAUCCACUUACAUAUGUUCGCAAGGCUAAGAUGACCAUGGACAGGAAAAAGAGCUCACUUGAAGCUAUCUUCACAUGUAAGAUAAGUGAAGUUCUUGUCAAAAUGUUUGGCUUGAAGGCGGGCGCUUUUAUCUUCCGUCGUAUGUUCGCCAAUACAACUAUUUCGUUCUCAAACAUGGUUGGACCAACUGAAAAAAUAGAGAUGUGUGGGCAUCCGGUUGUCUUCAUUGCGCCUAGCGUUUAUGGAGUUCCACAAGCGUUGAUUGUGCACUACCAGAGUUAUGAUAACACUAUUAAGGUAGUUUUAUCAGUUGAUGAGGAAAUAUUUCCAGAUUAUAGUCAACUUCUCGAUGACUUUGUCGAGUCCUUCCGGCUCAUUAAGGAUGCAGCUUCAAGGCUUUCAGGAUCCAUCAAGAAAUAGUAAUCAAUGAUGAAUUACUUAGUCAACUUAUGAAGAUUGUAUAAUGCCAACAAUGUACUCCUACAUGUUCAAUGUGUGUAUCACAAGUCUUGACGAAUCACCUACAACAAUAAAAUGUACGAGACCAACGUUGCGAAUCAAAUGUAUUAGGACAAUAUUAUUGUUGGACAAGGAUUUAUCAUGAGGAAUAAUAUGAAGUAUAUAUUUAUAAAAGGACCAUGCUAAUUAAUUAAUUAA
Molecule: messenger RNA, 1813 nt
Organism: Hordeum vulgare subsp. vulgare (domesticated barley)
Lineage: Eukaryota; Viridiplantae; Streptophyta; Magnoliopsida; Poales; Poaceae
Product: wax ester synthase/diacylglycerol acyltransferase 11-like
Exons: 7
Coding region: 41-1576 (511 amino acids)
Biological process (GO): triglyceride biosynthetic process
Cellular component (GO): plasma membrane
Molecular function (GO): long-chain-alcohol O-fatty-acyltransferase activity; diacylglycerol O-acyltransferase activity
Source: RefSeq, a predicted model, not a curated record